AUGAACCCUAACGAACCCCCUAUCAUAGAUUUCGCCCCCUUCUAUACCAACAACUCAAAAGACCUCACCGACCAAAUCAAACAAGCAUGUGAACAAUUCGGCUUCUUCCAGCUAAUCAACCAUGCCAUCCCAACCGAACUCCAAACCGCAGUUCUAAAACACUCAAGCGAAUUCUUCAACCUCACCUUGGAAACAAAAGAGAAAUACAACCAAGCCAUCGACGGCUUCAACCGCGGCUACGAGCGCCUCCGCUCCCAAAACUUCGAAAAACGCACAAAAGGCGACCUCAAAGAAGGCUUCUAUCUCGGAAAAGACCUCCCACUCGACAAUGAAUACGUCCUCCAACGACGCUUCGGCCACGGUCCGAAUAAGUAUCCCUCCGAACUCACUGACGCACAGGGCUUCCGUCGCGUCAUGGACGAGUACCACGACGCCAUGAUCGAGCUUUCUGUAUCCAUUAUGCAAGUUCUAGCGCGCACGCUGGGUCUAGAUGACGAUGCGUUCGGGGAUUUCUGUGAUCAUCCCGUUUCCAUCCUUCGACUGCUUCAUUAUCCGCCGCAGGAGGUUGAUGCCUCUGGUCUUGAGAGAGGAAUCGGCGCUCAUACGGAUUUCGGCGCUAUCACGAUGCUUUUGCAGGAUGAUGCGGGCGGGUUGCAGGUUUGGAAUAACCUCUCGUCUGAAUGGGUCGAUGUCACUCCUGUUCCUGGGGCUUAUGUUGUGAAUUUGGGGAAUAUGAUGAUGCGCUGGACGAAUAAUCGAUACUUGUCGAAUUUGCAUCGGGUUAUUAAUACCAGUGGGAAGGAACGGUUUAGUGUUCCGUUCUUCUUCUCUGGGAAUCCGAAUUAUACUAUUCGCUGUCUUCCCGGCUGUGAGGAUGAGGGUGCGAAAUAUCCCCCGAUUACUGUUCAUGAGUGGAUGACGGGGAGGUAUGCCGAUACUUAUGGGACUUCGGAGGGGAAGGCUAUUGGAGAGAUGCGCAAGGAGCCUGGCAAAGAUGUGUAA
Messenger RNA from Penicillium concentricum, 1002 nucleotides. RefSeq names its product isopenicillin N synthase family dioxygenase. Lineage: Eukaryota; Fungi; Ascomycota; Eurotiomycetes; Eurotiales; Aspergillaceae. The record is from RefSeq and is a predicted model, not a curated record. Bases 1 to 1002 code for a protein of 333 amino acids. Gene Ontology annotation, molecular function: dioxygenase activity. The transcript has 4 exons.